Molecule: messenger RNA, 577 nt
Organism: Phytophthora nicotianae INRA-310
Lineage: Eukaryota; Oomycota; Peronosporomycetes; Peronosporales; Peronosporaceae
Exons: 1
Source: RefSeq, a predicted model, not a curated record
AUGGUGGCGAUCUCAGAUAGUCGCAACGAAGACAGUAGCCCCACGAUACCCAAGAAGCUGUCUCGGCAUCUAUUACAUCUCGUCAGUCGCGCGCAGAUGAGUCCGAGAGAAGCAGUGCGAGAACCGCCUCGCUCACUCUGGCGCCAGGCACUGAUUUGGCCUUCUAGUCCCGCGUUACUCAAGAAAAACGCCCGUGUUGCAGCUCUAGAAAGGAGUCAUAGAGGUAGUAGUAACCAGAACGAGCCAUGUGUUAGUUCUAGUGAGAUUCAAUCCACCGUGGACACAACAGUCUUCGCGUUGGAGCAGCAGAAUGACCAGCCACAGGACAAAGAGACUCAUGUACUCCAAGCAGAUAAGAGCAUCAGCCCUCGCAAAGCGGCCGCAAAGGACAACAACCUCCUCGAUCUCAGCAGCUCGGUCAAGAAACCCGAACUUUCGGUCCUCAAACUGACACAAGGCAGUGCUAUCCACGCGACGACAUCGGCAUCGUCGUUGAAAGUACUGCAGUCAUCACUUCCCGAGCCACCACUGAACAUCGUCAAGCGUGCGUCGCUCUACGAGGAACUUCGCGAGUUCU